CAAGCUUGUUAGGAAACCUUAAUCGAGAAGGUGUCACUUUAGACUUCACUUGGCUCUUCCAGCCAUCACCAUUCUUAUGCGAAUACAUUGUUCAUAAUUGGCUGCGCGAGUGCGAGUGCGAGAAAAGACCCAUGAGGAUGGAUAUUACGGGGAAUACGCGUAUUUAUAUUCUCCGAGUAUGCAGAUCAGCAAAUACACUGACCACUAUUGGAUAUUCAAGUUUCACGUUGGUUGUGGAACUGCCAUCUUAAUAUCUUCGACGACGACUAAAAGUGGCAUGUCAAAACAAAUGCGAGGUCCGAGAAACACUUCUUUAUCGGCUCUACUUGCGGGCAGCCAACGUUGACGGCGUUGAGAUGUGCAUAAUGUCCGGCAUUGAUUUUCUAAAUUUUCUCAAUCUUCUAAGAGGGGGGCCCAGCAACUCUUCGUCUGGUAGUGGGUGUCCCCGGGGUCUUUUGAUCCACGAUGAUGGCAGUGGUCAUCAUAGGCAGUGCAGAACUCGCUAUGUUGCUUGCCUUGUGCGAGUCGUUUCUUCGGACCGUCCUAUGAUAGGUUCAUCUAAUAUGACAGGACUUAGUUGAAGUGUUGUAAUACAGGAAGUCUUCGAUGAGAAGGGGGCUGUUCUGGAAGCUUUUGAUAUGAUAAAUACCUCGAUCUGCUGCUCUAGAACAAUAUUCACAAUUCACUCACAUUAAAUCACUUCAAUUUCGAAUACACAAUUACUCCUGCAAGCCAAUAUGAGACUUAACGUUCUUCCCGCUACUCAAGCCUUUGGCUUGGUCACUGCUAGAGCUUACUAUUACCAACAAGAUGCCAUUAAUGACAUUGAAGGUGUUUGGAUGGCACCUACAGAUACCGACUUCCGCGGUCCAUGUCCCAUGAUGAACACCUUAGCAAAUCAUGGAUUUCUUCCACGCGAUGGCAGAAAUCUCACGGAAUACAACGUUGUCAAGGGUCUCAACGAUGGUCUCAACUUCAACAAAUCUCUUGCAACAGUAAUGUUUCAACAAGCCAUACCAGCUAGCCCAGCUUAUCCCAAUACAACCUUCUUCACCCUCGACGAUCUGAACCGCCACAACGUCCUCGAACACGACGGAAGUAUAAGUCGUUCCGACGCCUAUUUCGGCAACAACCACGUUUUCAACCAAACCAUCUUCGACACCACAAAAGUAUACUGGCCCUCCGAGGUCCUCACCGCUCAGCAUCUCGUCGACGGUAAACUCUUCCGACAAAUUGUAUCUCGCUCCACCAACCCCAACUUUACAUUCACCUCCACCACGGAAGCAUUCAGUCUUGGAGAGAUGGCCGCGCCAGUUGUCGCUUUCGGUGAUAAAUUUGCGGUUACGGCGAAUAGAACUUUGGUUGAGAGUUGGAUUGAAAAUGAACGAUUACCUACUGAACUGGGAUGGAGUAAACCAGUCGAGGAGAUCACUUUGGAAGAUAUCACAUACGUGACAGAGUAUCUUGGUAAUCUUACCACGGUUCAGAGUGAUAUUGUUCUCACACCAAGAAAUCAGACUACUAGUGCCCAUGCUAAACGUAUGGGUCAUUGGGGCAUCUCCAUGUAGAAAACUUGGUAGGAGAUGCGGGGGAAGCAUAGCUGGGAUGAUUUGGGAUAGACAUUUGGCUAAAUUGGAUGAACUUGCGUGGCGUGUAAGGAUAUAUUGGCUUCCUUUUUGUAUAUAGAUUCUAAAUUUUUGAAUGGGAUACUUCUUCGGCUUGAACUUUCGAGUGUG
Messenger RNA from Botrytis byssoidea, 1736 nucleotides. RefSeq lists its product as uncharacterized. Lineage: Eukaryota; Fungi; Ascomycota; Leotiomycetes; Helotiales; Sclerotiniaceae. The coding region runs from base 738 to 1568 and encodes 276 amino acids. Gene Ontology annotation, molecular function: peroxidase activity. The transcript has 4 exons. The record is from RefSeq and is a predicted model, not a curated record.